UUUUUCUCUUUGGUUUCUUUUGUUUUUAACUUUUAAUAAAAGAAAAAGAAGAACUGCUUUUUCACAUAUCCCUUCGGUUUUGUCUCAUUCCUGUGCACUUUUGGCAUUUCACUCAGGCAUCUGGGAUUGUCUCUUUGGCCAUAUUCUUGAUCCAUAUUCUUGAUGUGUUCCAUGAUUUCCUUCCUGCAUUUUUCAUGCAGAUAGUUUCACCUACAACUAUCGCUCAUUGUGAAGAACAAAUAAAGAGUGGUGUGGGUGGUUAAUGGUCGAACAAGGAAGGGAGAUUUGGAUGUAGAAAUGGCAUCACCAUCUUUUGCCACUUCAAGCAAGAGCCCACUUCCCAUGAAAGACACAACUUCCUCCUCUCAGUCUCACUUGAUUAAGUACCCGGCACCUCUUGCUAAACUUGAGGAAGUUGGAGCCAACCCUAACCUCUUCAUGUCUACUUUGGAAAAGCUCCAUGCUUCCAUGGGAACCAAGUUUAUGAUCCCUAUUAUAGGAGGAAAAGAGCUAGACUUGCAUAAGCUCUUUGUGGAGGUAACUUCCCGUGGCGGUCUUGAGAAGAUUAUUAGAGAUAGAAGAUGGAAGGAAGUUACUGCGGUAUUCAACUUUCCAUCUACAGCUACAAAUGCUUCAUUUGUGCUGCGGAAAUAUUAUCAUUCGUUGCUUCUCCACUACGAACAAAUUUACUAUUUUAAAGCUCUAGCAUGGGAUCCUCUCGCUUCUGAAAGUUCGCGCAGCCCUUCUGUGACAGCCCUUCCAUCUCCAAGGGGAGGAGCGAAACGGAAAUCAGCUGAAUCUCCUUCUGUGCAUCAACAAACACCGAUAAAUUCAGAAAUGCCUGGAGCCAGGACAACAGCAUCAUCAGAAGAUUCUGUGACAGGGGUUAUUGAUGGGAAAUUCGAAAACGGAUAUCUUGUUACUGUCAUCAGAGGCUCAACGAAGCUUAGAGGUGUACUUUAUCAGUCUCCACGGAAUGCAGCACAGGAAGUUCCACCAGUCCCACAGAACUUCGGCGCAUUGGUUAACAGAAAUGAGAGUGUUUCAGCUACACCUGGUGUCCAGCAGCGUCGGCGCAGAAGAAAGAAGUCUGAGAUAAAAAGGAGGGAUCCUGCUCAUCCGAAACCUAACAGAAGUGGCUACAACUUUUUCUUUGCGGAGCAGCAUGCAAGGCUGAAACCACUCCAUCCAGGGAAGGAUAGAGAGAUAAGUAGAAUGAUUGGUGAGCUCUGGAAUAAAUUGAAGGAGGCGGAAAAAUCAGUGUAUCAGGAGAAAGCCGUCAAAGAUAAAGAGCGAUACAGAAUAGAAAUGGAGGAUUACCGGGAGAGGUUGAAGACUGGUCUAGUGGUUAGUGAUGCAGUGCCACUACAACAGCGGUUGCCUGAAGCAGAUGCGAGCAACGUGGAAUCAGAUGCAAAGAUUGAAGAAACUGAGGCCGGAGGCUCAGCACAAACUUCGGAUGAGAGUAAUGAGAGUAGUUCUAGCAAAACAGAAAAGUGAUUCUGAUGGUGGAUUGAUAUGACUGCAAAAGGAUGGAUCUGGAUUUCGUGCCUUGCGGGUGAAGGCAUUCAUCUGAGCAAGCCUGAAGAGAGAGUAUUGAGUAUCGAUGGAUGACGAAUCAGGUGGCGAAAAAGAAAGCUUAGUUAGUAAUCUAACUUAGACAGAAAUGAUCGAUAGCUAAUGAAGAAAACUGAGUCUCUUAUGACCAACUAGGACUGACUCUUUCUAUGUUUUAGGUUUAAAUUAUCCCUUGAAUUAGUAGCUUAAGUUGGCAUGCUUUUCCAAACUGCAUUACUUGUUUCAUGGUAAGUGGAGCAUAAAAUUGCAUUUACUUGUUUGUUCAAUGAAGGUUUUCAUCUGACUUUUUUUUUA
Pyrus x bretschneideri (Chinese white pear) is the source of this 1872-nucleotide messenger RNA. RefSeq names its product high mobility group B protein 15. Bases 298 to 1500 code for a protein of 400 amino acids. NCBI's taxonomy places the organism in Eukaryota, Viridiplantae, Streptophyta, Magnoliopsida, Rosales, Rosaceae. The transcript has 7 exons. The record is from RefSeq and is a predicted model, not a curated record. Gene Ontology annotation, molecular function: DNA binding.